AUGGCCGCUGGCGCUGCCGACGUGUUCGUGUACGCGCUGGCAACCUUCCUCGGGAACGUCGGCGUCGCCGUCACCGGCUUUGGCAUGGCCAUUGUGUACCUGUUCGUGUGGCAGGUGGCGAGGCUGUGCGGCUGGGAGGCGGACUUCAAGCACGCGGUGUUCAUCCAGGCAAUCGGCCUGUUCGCAGCCCAGCCGCUGUUGCUGCGCCAGGCCAACAUUCGCAAGCACGGCUCCCGCAACCUCUUGAAGCUGUUCGUUCCGGUGACGGUCUUGUCCACGCCUCUGGGCCAGUGGUUGGGGAUCUACGUCGACGAAGAAGGCAGUCCAGACGGCGGGGGGCAUCGUCAUCUGCCUCUUCGCCGCCUUCGAGGUGUUCCGCAACCGCGGGCUCAUCCUCGAGGCCCUCCGCGGCGCCCCGCUCUCGGGCCCGCGCAGCGAGGACGCGGAGCCGCAGGGUUUUGA
Messenger RNA from Prorocentrum cordatum, 462 nucleotides. The record is from the annotation of a GenBank genome assembly. Lineage: Eukaryota; Dinophyceae; Prorocentrales; Prorocentraceae.